UCGUGAGGGAGAGAGAGAGAGAAGGGAAAGAUGCUGUUGCCAGGGAACAGCAGUGAAGCAGGGACGUCCAUCUUUUCCACCUUGUUUGAGAAUGAGAUCAUAUUCCACCAUGGACGUGAAACAGACUGAGCAUGAGGAGAAGGCACUCAGCUGAUUGUGACUCCCGACAGCCUGAAAGGAAUCCCAGAGAAGGAGGACACAGUCUCUCCUCUUCUACAGUUUCUCCCGUGGCUUCCAUUAGAACCAUCAGCCAACAUUCAGGUACCUCGCACAGAAAUGUCCCACCUGCAGAUGUAAACAGUGAUGAUCAGGCAGCUCUAGAACGGGAGCCUCUGACAGCAAAACAAGGAAGUGACCCGGAAGUCUUCUUAAUCACAGCAUAGGGCCGAGGCCUGUCCUCCCUGACAGAGGAUGGGUACAGCAGAGGCCACUUUACGUAUGGACAGCAUGGAGACGAAGGACGAGUGGCAGGAUGAGGAUUUCCCCAGGCCACUACCAGAAGACGGCGACGUUGAUUCUUCAUGUGGCCUCACUGACAACAGAAGCAAUCCCCCCACCACUUUGAAAGUGGGAGAGUCCAUGUCUCAGCAUAAGCGUCGCACCUUGGUGGCCCCGGACAUGAACCUGUCCCUGGAUCAGAGCGAGGGCUCAGUGCUGUCUGACGACUUCCUGGAAACGCCCGAUGACCUGGACAUCAACGUGGACGACAUGGAGACCCCCGAUGAGACCGACUCGCUUGAGUUCAUCACUAACGGCAACGAGCUGGAGUGGGAAGAUGACACUCCGGUGGCCACAGCCAAACGUCUUCCAGGGGAGAGCGAGGAAGAACGAGACUCGUCAGGUCGUAUGUGGAGGACGGUGAUCAUCGGGGACCAGGAACAGCGCAUUGACAUGCAGGUCAUCAGGCCGUACCUGAGGGUGGUCACACAUGGAGGUUACUAUGGUGAGGGUUUGAAUGCCAUCAUCGUGUUUGCAGCCUGUUAUCUCCCUGACAGCGGCUGCGAAGACUACGCCUACAUCAUGGAGAACCUUUUCCUGUAUGUUGUGAGCAGCCUGGAGCUUCUGGUGGCAGAAGACUAUAUGAUUGUUUACCUGAACGGAGCAACUCCUCGCAGGAAGAUGCCCGGCAUCAGCUGGCUGAAGAGAUGCUACCAGAUGAUUGACAGAAAACUGAGAAAGAAUCUCAAGUGUCUCAUCAUCACUCACCCGACAUGGUUCAUCCGAACCGUCCUGGCCAUCUCAAGACCUUUCAUCAGUGUGAAGUUCAUGGAUAAAAUCCGCUACGUUCACACUCUGGAUGAACUCGGCCAGAUCAUCCCCAUGGAGCACGUGCAGAUCCCUGAGUGUGUGCUGCAGUACGACAACGAGAAGAUAAGAGCACAGGGGCAAAGACUUGAGCAGGACCAGCAGCAGGGCAACUCAACGCCGCCUAAAGAAAGGCCAAAGUCAGUGAUAGCAGAGGUCGGCUGUGACAUCUGACAUUAAGGAAGAAGUGGGGAACGUUCAUUCAGUACAACAGGAAACAUCACCACACACACGCACGCCAACAGCCCAGGAUCAAAUCUCCUGCCUGGAUUCAUUAGCUGCAAGACAAUCAUAAUUACCAGCAUUGACAUGCCUGCGUAUAAUUAAGAGUCAAACACCACCAAAGCAUUACAGAAUAGAGCCUAAAAAAAGGUUUGUGCUUCCUGCAUGAGCCUCAUCUACAGCAUGACUAAAGAUAAUAUGUAAAGGAGAAUUUAUGAUAAAAGGAAAAUGGUUGACAAACUUAAACAAAAAUACUUCCCUCUGUGACAAAUGAAUUAAGUUAAUUCACACUUAAGAGAGCAAGUUCAAAAGUGUUUUUUUGUUUUUUUUAAGUUCGUCCACCAUUUUAGUGUGAAUAUACUGCAACGUAAUGAAGUUCAUUCAAAUUCAGUUAAGCAAGUUAUAUAAAUACAAAUGUCUUAAUUUGUUUUGUUUGUCAACUGUUUUCUUUUUCAUUUUGGGAAUGUAAAUACGUGUUGAUAUGUUUCUGAGAGAAACGAGUGUUUGCACAUAAUUCUAUUUGUUUUCUAAAUGUAAAUGAAUGGCAUGGCUGUGGCUUGGUUUCUGUUCUAUUUUCUGGAAACUAAUAGUGAUACUUUGAUAUGCAGGUGGCAUGCUUGUCCAUUUUAUUCCCUGUCUCCUCUCCAGUCAUUUGCCAACAUGUUUUAAAAGAAACUUUUACAAUACGAAUCAUUUGUAAUAUAUAUAUACUGUAUCUAUAUAUAGAUAUAUAAGAGGAGAGUUCAUUCAGUGUUAUUUAUGAAAUGUGCCAUUUACUGUUUGUAAUAAUAAUAAUAAAAGAGUGAACUUAAA
Molecule: messenger RNA, 2340 nt
Organism: Solea solea (common sole)
Lineage: Eukaryota; Metazoa; Chordata; Actinopteri; Pleuronectiformes; Soleidae
Gene: atcayb
Product: ATCAY kinesin light chain interacting caytaxin b
Exons: 14
Coding region: 412-1479 (355 amino acids)
Biological process (GO): apoptotic process
Cellular component (GO): cytoplasm
Source: RefSeq, a predicted model, not a curated record